Molecule: messenger RNA, 3403 nt
Organism: Lates calcarifer (barramundi perch)
Lineage: Eukaryota; Metazoa; Chordata; Actinopteri; Centropomidae
Product: protein yippee-like 2
Exons: 6
Coding region: 266-625 (119 amino acids)
Source: RefSeq, a predicted model, not a curated record
UGCAGGACUUGCCAGGGCCGGAGAGGAGAGGAAAAUUUGUCUGGGAAGGAAUGCGAGACGGGGUUUAGGAUUGGCACUGCCACGAGGAAAACCGAGGAGGUGCGACAUUUUCUAGGCUACGUGGAGAUCCGCAUUUUCUUUCCUUCAAAGGUGUUCGCCUCCCGACCCACCGCCCACCACGGCCCUCACCUGUGUGUUGCGGUGCUUCCCUUGUGAGCCGACCUGGGCUGGCAGUCCCUUCUUGCACCGCCCGCCAACCCCGCCCAUGGUCAGAAUGACGCGCUCCAAGACUUUCCAGGCGUACCUGCCGAGCUGCCACCGAACCUACAGCUGCAUCCACUGCCGAGCUCACCUGGCCAACCAUGACGAGCUCAUCUCCAAGUCGUUCCAGGGCAGCCAGGGCAGAGCCUACCUGUUCAACUCAGUGGUGAACGUCGGGUGUGGCCCUGCAGAGGAGAGAGUUUUGCUCACAGGCCUGCAUGCUGUAGCAGAUAUCUACUGCGAGAACUGCAAGACGACUCUGGGCUGGAAAUAUGAACAUGCCUUUGAGAGCAGUCAGAAGUAUAAAGAGGGCAAGUUCAUCAUCGAGCUGGCCCACAUGAUCAAGGACAACGGCUGGGACUGAGGGACGAGCAGCCGGGACACGACCGCAGCGGUGGAGAGGAGGAGGGAGUGGGAGGGGGAAAGGGGGACUGGGUAGCUGGAUGGACGGACAAAUGGAUGGGGAGGAAGGAGGGGGAGCAGGGGGGGCAGGGUGGGUCGUGUGUGGUGGGUGAGUGUGUGACUUUGGUUUGGCUGAUUUACCAUUAACCUCUGUAACUCUCUGCCCAUCCCUCCUUACCACGCCUCUUGGUGUACACACACACACACACACACACACACACACACACACACACACACACACACACACACACACACACACACCAUGUUCCCAGACAUCCCAGCUUGACAGAGAGAUGGACUAGGCAGGCUUGUAUGCAGCUAGCAGGACUAGGUGUCUGGCCAGCAAUAGAAGACAAGACACAAUGUCUCAUUUCAACGUUUUUUUUUUUUUAGCUCUUAAAAAGGUUGCGACACUCCCCCUGUACCCUCGAGGAGACAUCUUCGUUGUGUGAAGUAUCCUACCUUGUUUAACAAUAAUGUUAAUAGCAGUUGUUAACAGGUAUUUCAGUGGAAAUUUAGCCAGAAGGAGGGCAGUUGUUCAGGCCUGGUGCGGUUCAUUGGCCUUGGUUGAAGAGCUGACGGACAUUCACUCUGUCCCCAGCGUGAAUGAGAUGACCUAAGAUGAUUAUAGCAAAUCCAGCUGAUCGGGGCCAUGCCAGCUGGGCCAGUGAUGAGGCCUGGCGCUGAGGCUUGGCACGGAGGCCCAAGCACAUUGGCGUUGGGUUGUGGCGGGGGUGUGUGUGUGGGGCGGGUCGCUCACUCAUCGUGGGGGGGAGGGUCCUGAUCCAGUUAUGCAGUGGCUUUGAUGGCUUCUGGCUGGGAUCCACUCCACGUCUUGCCAGUGAUGCAGCUCAGGGCGAGCAGGGUGGGCCGACAGUGAAAGAGAUACAGACGGACGGCCACCAGCUUGUCCUAAAACCUCGCAGGAACUUGCCCUCGCAGCAGCAGAGCAGCUCCCCUGGGUUUUAUUCAUCCUUCAAUACACCGAGUCGUGUAAAGUGAUCUGCUGAUCCCGCCCGUGUACGUCUGGUGUCGGCGGAUGCAUUGCUGCGUCCACCUUUGUUACUUUGCCAGAUAUAAUUAUACAACAUAAGUGUGUCUCAGGUGGGCAACUUUGGUUGGGAUUCCCAAUGGUUUGCGAGCAUUGUGAGCAUCUCUCUGCUGUUGUAGGUCGAUGAGGUGAUGAGGCCUGGGGGUGGGGGGCAGCUAGUGAUCAGUGAGACACAAAUACAACUCCUGCUGUCAUGCAAAUAACAGGCCUCCACAUAGUUUGAUUUGAAGAAACAAAUGGCCAAUGCAUGACUGGUUUCAUGGGCCAAGGGAAAAUACAAAUACUAAAAAAAAAAGAACAUAAAAAGUAAGUUAUUACUUUUACUGAAGUUACGAGGUACAUACACGACCACAAAGGUGUGUACUAUAGAUGCAUGUGUAUAAAAGGUAAUACCUAUCACUCUUAGGCUCUCUUUCAGUCUGGGAUGACUGCUGUUUAACUGCUGUUACACUAACUGGCCCUCACGAAACAUCGCAACAAACCUACUGGGCAACAUUAUGAAGCAAUGCGCUAGACAGAUGUAUUUACUUAUUCUUUUGUCUCUUAAUGCACCAACUCAUUAUCUUAGGUUUGCCCCAGUUUUUGGUCAUUUUUCUUUUUCCUACAUCAGUUAAUUUACUAAAUAUUCCUCAUGCAUCGUGGGCCUUUGACUUAUGACACCUGGGUGAUAUUAAACAUUAAUGGGAAGCAUUGCUCAGGUACCUUGAUGCUAACUUUUCUUUACUAAGGCCAGGAUCCUUCUUAUCGUACUGGAUGUGCUAUUCUCUGAUGGAAAUGUACUAUUUUCAAAUGAGAGAAUCCAUUACAGCUGCCUGCAUCCUGUGGAAAUGCAACGUUAAUGCAUGCAUGAUCUAAAACUAAAGUUUUCUGACCAGUUUUGUGCUCCGUCCUCAUCACGUUUUUGUACAAAAAAAACCAACACAUUUGUGUGUAUUAGAGUUGCUGUAAUACAACAUCUGAUCAGUUGCAUCCCAGUCUAUUUGAGCUGUGAGACCCCUCUGCAGUGGAACAAAAGCAUCGCAGAUUAAAUGUGAUCCUGGUUUAGAAAAGUAAAAUUAGUUCCCCUGACACACAUAGUUUCCUGUUAUUGCAAACAUUGCUCUAGAAGUUGCCCUGUAUAUGGUGAGCCCUGCUCAAAACUCAAACCUAAACCGAUAACUCGCUUCAGUAACACUCAGCAGCUGAGUGCUCAGUCGUAGGCUGUGACAUUAAACCCAGCACAACCAAAGAAUCCACCCAUCAACAAUAAGUUGACCAAACAAAAGAUCUCAUUUUGCUUGGGCAAAGUGUUGCAAAACAAGGGGGUGUAUAGCUGAAAGCCAAGGUUGUGGAUAGCCUUUCUCUGUGAUAUAUAUAAUGCAUUAUGAUUUUGUAAACAAAAGAUCUUAAUAUAUGAAUAUAUUCUAUUUACUGUAUUCACCAUGAGGAUUACCAUUCAUGUCAACCUCUGUGUUACAGAUUGUAAAUAGUGUUAAUGUAUUGUGUUUUAUCUAUGAUCCAUACGAUGAUGAAUGAAUAUGAUUUAGGUCAUGUCAUGCUUUCUCUCUGGUACCCCACAUUGGCUGUACGAUACUACUUUUUUACUGAAAAUGUUUCAAUUUUAAUGUCUUUUGUAAAGGAGGAUGCUGAUGUUGACUAUAUAUCAUUGGAUCUUCAUCUAAUAAAAAGCACCUUGAUAUCUGUAUGGAA